UUUGACGAACUUAUAUGCGCAUUACUUAACUUAUAAAAUACUUAACAGCGGAAGUUAAAUGGAAUGCUUACAACUUGAUCUGUAUCAUUCGGAUUUAAUAUACUGCAAAAGUGUCAAAAUAAAAUCUAAAGGUGCACUGUAUUCGAUCUUGCGGUAAAUCAUAUACCAAUUCGCAUGCCUGAGCCCGGUCAAAGCGUAAAUACCAAGCCACGAAUGUGCUCAGGUACUGCAGUUGAAACUGGCUCUGUAGAAGAACUAAAAUGGGAAACAAAAAAAGUUCCAUCAAAAUAGCGGAGGAAGUAAAAGACUCAAGUGAGCCUUUGAAGUUCAAAACUGAUCUUUCAGAUAUAGAGGUAGGAAGCAAAACCAGCACGGCCACUUUUUUGUGCAAACUCAACAUGAGCCAAAUCGAGGUGGAAUGGUACUAUUGCAGUCAACGUAUAUAUCCGUCAAACAAGUAUGCAAUUAUAGAUGAUGGUUUCAUUCAUAUGUUAAGGAUCAGCGAUGUUUCGGAAAACGAUGAAGGCAAAUACUCAGUGAUAGCAAAGGGAUUACGAUCUGAAGCCAAACUCUACGUGUUAGCUCAUGACGGCUCCAAAGAUUUAAAAAGUUUCAAGACGUUGGGAUCGGAUUCCGAUGUAGCCGGUCCAAAAACAAGCUUAAACAAUCCGCAAGUAUGGUCUGUGGAUUCUUUGCAGAUAUUCAAUACAAUUCGAGGAGAGGAAGAAAAAUUGCACUGUAUAAUCUUAGGUUGUUGCUAUUUACCAACAGGAGAGAUUCUGCUAGCAGACUGGAGAAACAGGCGACUGAAGAAACUUAAUGAUUUUUAUGAGACGAUCAGUGUAUGUGACCUUCCUAAUCGUCACCGGGAUGUUUGUUAUUGUGGUAACAACGAAGCUGUGGUAGCUAUGGACGAUAUGAAUCUGCAGUUUGUAGAUGUUAGAGGAAGUAUGUCACUGUCCAGGGCAGUUAAAACAGAUCAUUGUUGCAGAGGACUUGCCUGCUUUGGUAACCAGUUGUAUGUAAUAGAUGUAGCAUUUGUCUUUCUAUACAGUAUUGAUGGUAUAAAACAGCGUGUUCUCUACACUCACCGCUCUGGUAAUCAAGAAUUCUGGCAUAUUGCAGUUAGUGAUGAUGGCAGUCGCAUUUACAUAACGGACUACCAUACAGGGCUUCACACAAUUGAUAGUUCAGGGAAUCACCUGUAUACAUUCACUGAUCAAGAACUCCGUGGAGCCACAGGUGUGUGUAUAGAUGGUGAAGGUCAUGUCUUGGUGUCUGGCGCUUUGUCAGAAAACGUGCUGCAGAUAAGUUCUGAUGGCAAACAAAAACUUGGAAUUGUAGCAAACAAAUUCGAUAAUGCAUUACACGUUAGAACUCUUUGCUUUGACAGACGUAAUGCUACUCUAUUAGUAGCAGGUUUCGAAGACUCAAUAGCUGUCGUAAAGCUAAAAUAGAACCUUACUAAGAUAAGAAAUAUAAUUGUAACUCCCGGACCAAAUCCUUCAGUAAAAGAUUCAGAUAAAAUAUCUGUUCUUGAGGAAAAUUACAUUGUUUUGUUAUUGAAAUACAGUCAUACAUAUUUUGUAAAAGAUUAAAUAUAUGUGUCAUGCAAUUUAGAAUAAUUUGAUAAUAAUACACCUGUAAACAAUGUUUUAGAGGGGGUAUAUAUGAACACCAUUCGGUGCGUCCGUCCAUCCUCUGGCCCCUUUUCGGAUUAGUGUCGAUGUUCGUUCGAUAACUUGAAAUGAUGAAUUGAUUGAAUCUUAGUUUUAGUGAACAAGGGCAUGAUUAUAAAAUGAAGGCUAAGUUCGAUUAUAGUAACAAUUUUAUCACGGAGGUGUGACCCUUUCCCAAUUAAAUUUCAGCAAUAUGUUGAUAUCCUUUCAAUAACUUUUGAAAACUUUGACGAACUGAAUUCAUUUAUAGUAGACAGGUACAUGGUUAUAAAAUGUAGGCUACAUUUGAUUGUGGUUAGUAUCUUCCAAUUUCUGGCGGAAUAUCAGAUUAGGUUAUCAGAUUGUAUGCUCGCAGGUUUUUUUGUGGUGGGGGAGUGGGGUAUGGGUUGGGGUAAGGGAAAAGUUGGGUCCGAUCCCUCCUAGUCCGCCCUUUACUUUCGGCCACUUUGGCAUAUUUUAUUGGCUUAUGCCAAAUAUUUUACUACCGGUUGGACAAAUAACUUUCACUGAAAAAGAUAUUAUAAUUUCCGUGCGUUUUGAUUAAUAAAAAUCACUUUUUUAUUUUUACUUUGAACAUGUCAUUUGUUAAUAAUAUAAAGAUUUGCUGGUUUGUAUGCAAGUGUUGACACAAUAACUUACUAUAUAAUAAUUAAUCAUUUUUACAUCUUCAACUAUGAGAUCGAAUUUCAUAGCUUUUAAAUGUUUUUUAAUAAAAAGAUAUUAAAGGAAAACUUUAGAAAGAAAUCUUCCAAUUGUAAGAUGAUUUAUAAAUAACACGGACGCUUAAGCAUCCACAAUAGAAAUAGAUAUAAAUCUAUCCCGUUUGGGUUUUACAAUGUAGAUGUUUUGUCGUGUUUAAAGUGUUUUUCAUUCGUAAUUUAAAUAUAAAGUACUUACCUGCGAUUUUAAACCUUAUAAAACCUUGAUGUACUGUAAUUCGAGCUUUUAGUUCUCUGCCUUCAAACUUUGGAACUCUCUCCGUCAAGUUACGCUGCCUGCUUUUUAAAAGCCUGCCAAAACCCAUUUCUUUGUACAACAUUGAUACGUCUCUUACGGAAUUGUAAAACAGUAUUUAAAUCUGACAGCCAUUUCAUUUUUAAUAGUUAUGUAUAUUUGUAUAUCUUUGUCUUGUUUGGUUGGGUAUCUAUCGUCUAUAUCCGUAGCUUGUUAAUUUGAAAAGGCAUUUUUUGUUUUUGUUUUUGUUUUUGUUGUUGUUGUUGUUGUUUUUUGUUAUUUGAUAUCGGUUUUACUUCUUGAAUGUAAUCUGUAAAGCUCUUUUCAUGUGGUGCAAUAAUAAUAAUAAUGUACAGUUUUGUUUUCUUUUAGUUUUGCAUUGGGUCUUACCGAAUUGAAUCUAUGUUAAGCUUCUCCACCAACUUUCAAGGUCUACUUGUUACAUGUAACCAAAACAAAAAGCAUAGCUUUACAAAUGUGAAAAAAUAUAUACACAAAUUAUAUCAAUAUAUGUAUUUUAAACAAUUUUAACAUGUUUUAACGAGACUCUGUCGAGUUACCGUGUUAACAGUUACCCGAGAGCCAGAUCUUCACCUACAGCCAGUGAUAGAAUCUUUUUCUUGUAUUCUUGUAUGCCAUGUUCGACAAAUAAUAGUAAAAUAUAAUCAAAUGAGUGACUUUCUUAUAAUAGCACAUUCUGUUACGGUAGCGAAUCUAAACAAUGCGGGGGAAUUUUACGUCUGUAAACUGGAAAUACGUCGUGACAUUACAAGAUAAAAGCAACGUAUAAGUUUUAUCAUUUUUAGAGAAAUUUUAUGUUGUAUUUGUUGGGGUUAGGGUAGGGAUGGGGGUCAAUUUAUAACAAUAUCAUAAGUAAGAAAGAGGAACUACGUUUUAUGUAAAAAAUAAUAACUACUGCACAAAAUUAUCAAAAUUAAUACAUAGUAAAUUUUUAUACGUCAUUUUAGCAUGAGAGUCAUCUGACACUCCGUGGUAUAAGAUUUGGUUUUCCAGCACCGGUGAAAUCACCGGAAAUCCACGUCUGGUAUCAAAGAAUAGCAUUUGAAUUUCAAAUGUGUAAUUAAUGAUAUUUAGAAUUUACUUUUAAUACGCGUCAUUACGUUUGCAUUUUGUAUAUGACUUGAACAUGAUCAUGUGCUUUUAAUGUUUUAUAUUUACGAAAAGAUGAUUUACGACAGAAAGUAUUAAUUUGAGCUCUGUUUCAUAGAUUAAUGUACAUUGAAAAUUUGAAUUUAUACACAUGUAUAUUGUAAAUUGAAGGUAAAUUUAGUUCAGCUUUAUUUCUGCAUUAAAUUUGUUUACAAACUGAAAAUGAAAUAAUUCAUUCUAUUUAUAUGUAUUUAUAGGAAUAAAUGUAUAUAUAGAUA
Molecule: messenger RNA, 4021 nt
Organism: Mercenaria mercenaria
Lineage: Eukaryota; Metazoa; Mollusca; Bivalvia; Venerida; Veneridae
Exons: 6
Coding region: 261-1457 (398 amino acids)
Source: RefSeq, a predicted model, not a curated record